AUGCUUGACCAGCCCAAACCUCAACAUUCCUACAUUGGUCUCAUCGCUAUGGCCAUAUUGUCGUCUCCGGACAAGAAGAUGGUCCUCAGUGAGGUAUACGAGUGGAUAAUGAUGCACUACCCGUACUUCCGCACUCGGGGUUCCGGCUGGAGAAACAGCAUCAGACAUAAUCUCAGCCUGAACGAUUGUUUUGUAAAGGCUGGUCGAGCCGCCAACGGAAAGGGCCACUAUUGGGCCGUGCACCCGGCUUGCCUUCGCGAUUUUGAGAGAGGCGACUUUAGAAGACGAAGAGCUCAAAGAAAGGUACUAUUUUAUUAA
Messenger RNA from Cooperia oncophora, 318 nucleotides. The record is from the annotation of a GenBank genome assembly. Lineage: Eukaryota; Metazoa; Nematoda; Chromadorea; Rhabditida; Trichostrongylidae.